Messenger RNA from Lutzomyia longipalpis, 3727 nucleotides. RefSeq names its product protein SOX-15 (gene Sox21b). Lineage: Eukaryota; Metazoa; Arthropoda; Insecta; Diptera; Psychodidae. The transcript has 7 exons. Bases 1748 to 2866 code for a protein of 372 amino acids. Gene Ontology annotation, biological process: anatomical structure morphogenesis; regulation of DNA-templated transcription; cell differentiation. The record is from RefSeq and is a predicted model, not a curated record. Gene Ontology annotation, molecular function: RNA polymerase II cis-regulatory region sequence-specific DNA binding; DNA-binding transcription factor activity, RNA polymerase II-specific.
UUCUCUGUGUCACCAAAGUUUUAUUUUUGGAGAAACUAAUCCUUUAAAUUUCUCAAUUUUAUAGAAAAUAUCGAUUAACUCUUUCUUUUUUUUUUUUAAAUGAUUAUCAAUUUAAUUUUAUCGAUUUGGUUGAAGAUUUGUUGAAAAAUUGCCACAAUUGUGGAGCUUUUUUUUAUAGUUAUAUGUAGGGCAACCUUUUUUCAAUGGCGGGAAGCACUGAAAGGAAAAAUGCUCUCUCAAAGCAAAAAAAAAUCCCCCAAAGGAUAUCUCCCAUGCCUGUGAGUGUGAAUGUACCAAUGCAAAAUGCUACACAAUAACUCCAUGAGAUACCCAAGGAGUAACAAUGGGUGUGAAAGCUUCAGCGAAAGCUCUCUAGAGCAGACAAUCCCCUGAAAAGUCAUGCGCUCUAUUCUUACCCACCACACAAUGGGGAAUUUCCUGUGAGAGAGAAAGGAAAGAAUUGCGAGAAAAGAAGCAUUCUCUGGGACAUUUUUAUCCAAUUGGAGUCUGUGUGGAGUACUUCCUUUUUAGCUGCUACAAUUGGCUCAUUGUCUUGCAUAAACAAUUGACGCCUCCUUUGCAGAGCUUUCGCUAUAUAUUCUUAGGAAAAUUCGCCAUUAAGCUUGUAAGUAACGAAUUUAACGUUUUUUUCUUUCUUUAAGCUUAAGACAUUUUUAUAUAUCCUCUAUAAGCUUUUAAAGAAAAAUAUCCUAGAAAAGGGGUUAGAAGCUUUUUGCUUUAACCAUAUACCUCGUGACCUUCAGAAUUGACAGGUAUGUCAUAUAAGAUCCUCUUUCAGGGAAUCACGUGGACCAUGGAUUAUCAGAUGCGAAUACAAUAAUUGUCUAUUUCACUUAUUCCUCUCAUGCAUUUCCCCUUCUUCUUCUUUACCAUCCCGUCGGAUGGGCAUACCGCGCGCUGUGCAUUAAGAAAGGCACGCUUGAUUAGAGCAGCGCCGCCCCAUCAUCGCAUCGUGUACGAACCAAUGGUGUCUUCCGACCAAUAACAAUGUAACAAAAGGCGGACGCCUGCGCUAUUUGGCUCUUUCGUUCAAUUUUCCACCUUCAACCGCACCGUACUUGCCGACAGUUGCUCCACACCGCAGUGGCGGCAGCACUGUCUCGCGCGCGCCCGCUUUUCACGCAGUAUCUCUUCCCCUUUUUUUCGUUGGGAAAUUCGCGGAAAGUGUAUUAGCCUUUUAGCGUUUUCGCCACGCAAGUUAUUGUCGUAACUUUUGUCUCCAAAACAGUUCCGUUUGGGGUUUUUGCCAGAUUGGAUGGUGAUUUGUUAAACAUUCCUACACUUUUUUUCUCAUUAAUAAAUUUCCCUUUUGUGCAAUGAAAUGCGUAAGAAAAUGCUCGGUUUUGCUCACCUGAGUGUCUUAACGUGCGCACUAAAAUCGAAAAAAAAUAACUCAAGUGAAGUAUUAAAAAUAAAAGUUUUAUAAAGUAAAAUUUAAAUUAGUGAUUGAUCACAUAGAAACGCAAAAGUGACCACACAGUGACCCCACAGCGACACCACAGUGACUCCAAGAAUUACCCAGAUAACAUGAUAGCCACAGAAGCUACAUAUUCCUUACUUUCUCCACCCUUUGUGACCACAUAGCCCUCUGUAGGUGGAAAUUAACCGCCAUUGAGUGCCAGAGUUUAACUUUGAAGAAAAAAAAAUUGAAGACAAUUUUCCGCCAAAAGUGGAAUUUUUCAUCUCGUGGAGCUACAAAAAUUGAUUCAGGCAGCAAUCCUGCGGCAUGAUGGACAGAAUACCGUCACUGUCCCUACCGGGCCUAUCUCUGCCGCAUCCUCUGUCAAUCCCAACGACACAGAGUAUCGCCAAUCACACGUCGCACCUCAACAGUCUGAAUCUCCAUUCAGCCCAGAAUCUCCAUGCAACGUCCACAGCAUCGCUGCACCACCAUCAGACCCCCACGCAGACUGCGGGGAAUCUCCAUCAGAAUAUUGGGGGCAUGAUGACUAACACAGGAAGCACAAAUUUCUUCUGCAGUCUCAUGGGCCAGAAUCCCGCCAAGAGAGCCACAGAGGAGCACAUAAAGCGCCCCAUGAAUGCCUUUAUGGUGUGGUCGCGUCUGCAGCGUCGCAAAAUUGCCCAAGACAAUCCCAAGAUGCACAAUUCGGAGAUUUCAAAGCGACUCGGUGCUGAAUGGAAAUUGCUGAGUGAAGACGAAAAACGUCCAUUUAUCGAUGAAGCCAAACGUUUGAGAGCUAUGCACAUGAAGGAGCAUCCUGACUACAAAUACCGACCACGUAGGAAACCAAAAGCCCUCAGACGAGAUGGCUAUCCGUAUCCAAUGCCAUACCCAUCAGUCCCCGUGGAAGCUCUUCGGGCAGGAAUAACUCCGGGAUAUUUUGCUCCUGGUCCACCGUACCAUCUGGGCAGUCAUCUCUCGCAGACGAGUCCUCCAACAACUCAGGCCUCCCUUUCAUCGCAAAUGGACGUGUCAAAGUUCACAUUGGACCGUAGCGCGUAUUUGGGUACAGCAGCUAGCUCCCUCUAUGACACAUCGAAGGCGCCAACGAGUGCAUACAGCGCCUACCUCGAUCCGUCCGUCCUUACGAAGGCCUACUUCGAUUCAAAGAUGUACCAAGAUCGGGCAGCCAACUAUGCCUUCGACAUCAGUAAGAUCUACGGGCAGCAGCAGCUCCAGCAGCCAUCCAAUGGUAUGACAUCGAACAACAAUAAUCUCGAUGAGCGCGAAUCUACGCCACAACUCAACGAUCUGGGUGACAAAGGGCAGCUACCGGGUGGGCAGGAGAGUCAACUGGAGGGUGGUGGUGCUUCCUAUCCCUCCAGUGGGUACCAAUACCCACCGGGGGGUGACUUUCGGAGGCCACUCACUGUGAUUUUCUGACCGGACAAGGAUUAAGUGGGGAGUGUGGCUUAACUCAUGAGCCUCCUCCAUCCACAUAGAGGGAUACUUUAAUCCCUAAGUAAUGAAUUGCAGGCGUGGUGCACUUUAAGGAAUUUACUAUUUAUUUAUUUCUUCAAAUUCUUCGCUCAUUCAUGUAAAAUUAUUUUAAAAUAAAAAUAAAUUACCGUCGGAGUAUACAGUAGAAAAAUUCUGCAGAUUUUCCUAGACAUUUUCUCAGAAAAUUGGAGUUUUUUUGUUCUAUAUCUAUUGUGCAAUAAAACUUAGAUUUCAAAUUCUUUAAAAUAUCUUUCUUUUAAUAAAAAUUAAAUAUAUUCUUUGGAUAAUUCGUACGAAGUCUUACGAAAUUUCCAAGGAGAAAUUAUUUGAGAACAUUCAACUGUUAAAAAAAAAACAGUCAAACGAGUCAAACAAUAAAGAAUUCUUAAGUGUUCCACCCUGUAAGCUUCUAUUCUAUCUAAAAUGGUGUAAAUAUAUGAAGAAUAUAGUAGCAAAUAAAUAGAAUUUAAAAAAAUAAAAGAGAAAAAAAGAACAUUUUAAAAAAAUCUAUCGAUAGCAUAACUUUUCUGUAUAUUUAAAAAGAAUAGAAAAUAAAACGAAAUAUUCUUAAUCUGGCAAUGGAAAUUUAAUUGGAAUAGAGAACAUUGUAAAAUUAUACCCAUGAAAUUUGAUGUAAUUUUGUCGUUGAUCACACACACAAAAAAAAGUGAAGAAAAAAUAUUAAAUAAUAGAGUGUAAAUUAUUGAGGAAAAAUAAACAAAUCUAUCAUGUGGAAAAUUAUUCAUGAGGGAGAAAUUAUUGAGUAAAUAGAAAAUGAAUAAACAGAUGAUGGAAAAAAUGGCA